This is a messenger RNA of Thrips palmi, 1592 nucleotides long. It is a transcript of the gene Nup35, whose product is annotated as nucleoporin NUP35. Gene Ontology annotation, molecular function: single-stranded DNA binding; structural constituent of nuclear pore; phospholipid binding. The coding region runs from base 264 to 1259 and encodes 331 amino acids. NCBI's taxonomy places the organism in Eukaryota, Metazoa, Arthropoda, Insecta, Thysanoptera, Thripidae. Gene Ontology annotation, cellular component: nuclear pore nuclear basket; nuclear pore central transport channel; nuclear membrane. The transcript has 6 exons. Gene Ontology annotation, biological process: nuclear pore organization; regulation of DNA-templated transcription; NLS-bearing protein import into nucleus. The record is from RefSeq and is a predicted model, not a curated record.
GAGGACAGUAAAACUUUUCAAUCAAAAUAGUCUGUUUGGCAAGUCUGUGUCUGUCGGCUGGCCCGUUUACACACUUCAAACCUUUCAAAAUUUUCUGCGCUCACGACGUAACUUGACAAUUACACUGUUCAACUACCUUUCAUUUCACUUCUGUGCUGUGCGCAGACCGAGAGUUCAAAUCCUGUGAAGACUCAUAUUGCAGGUGUGCUACUGACAGCUUUAAUCACUUCUGCUAAGUGUUUACUCUGAAAGAAAGAGUCAUCAUGGAGCCAAUGGCCCUAGGUUCACCAGUGGGCAGCCCAGUGUCAAUGGGUGGUAUGCCACAGUAUCUGCCCCAAUACCUGCUAGGUGAAAGCGACUUCAAUCAGUCUUUGAAUCAAUCGCUCACACAAUCGCAUCCAGGACCAAGCAACGCUCGCCAACUAGCAAUGAGCCCAACAAGCCCAGGAAGUGGUAGGCACGUCACCUUCUCACCACCCUCAAUGGGUGGCCUAGGACCUGCUCUCAGCUCUGCCGACUCUCGAAUCAAUAGGGCACCAGCAGCCUCCGGUCUCCUAGGUCAAAGUGAGAAGGGAUCUGGACCCCCAACCACUGGCCUGUUCGACACCUUGCGCCCAUCGUCAGAGCAGUCUCCGUUUCUUUCUCCAACAAAGCCAGCUGAUGGAUCAAUGUUUCAGGCGAAUCUGAAUGCUUCAUUGCUAGCCUCAUCACCACCACCACCUGUUACUCCAGGACAACAUCCUCAGUGGACAGCAAACGAGCCUCUCUCUAGUAACUGGGUGACAAUCUUUGGCUUUCCAACUUCUGCCACUUCAUCAAUACUUGCUCAGUUUGCUCGGUAUGGCAAUAUAGUAGACAAGCAAUUGCCUGUUCAAGGGAACUGGAUGCAUUUGCAGUACCAAACUCGUGUUGAAGUCAGACGCGCUCUUGGAAAUAAUGGGAAGAUAUUUGGAGGCAAUACUAUGAUUGGAGUAAUGCCAUGCACUGACCCUUCUAUUGUUGACAUCAGUAAGGAGAAUUUUAAUAGAGACCCAAACAUGUCCCGAAUGAGUGCUGCCUGUAACAUGUCAUUUGGAACCCCGUCAAUGGGUCUGCCUCAGUCUAGUGUAGCUAGUCCAUUUGGAACCCCUCACAGUGUAAGACCACUUCAGAGAGCCUUCUCCAGUGCACAUGUAGGAGAUAUUGUCUCACCUCAACAUACACCACAGAGAAGCACAAGUUUUGUAUCAAGAGCUAUGGAUUAUGUCUUCAAUUGGUAAAUAAUUAAGAAAUGCAAUUUUUUUAUUUGAAAUGAAAAAUUGAUUCUGAUGUAUUUUAUUUUAAAAAUUUUCAAUCUCCUCACAAUGUUAAGAAUGAAAUGACUGAAGGUAUUUUGCCUUGUACUGUAAAGAGAUUCCCAGCAUUGGUCUGGUUUUUUGAAUGCCUGUGUUGUUCAUGUGAUGUUUGUAAUAGCUGUGAACUUUUUGAUACGGUACAUUUUCCAUUUUUUAAAACUUGUUUUGUUUAUUUAUUUUUACAUUUGUGCCUUAUUUCUCUUAGUCCAUUGAUUUUGUUCGUGUCUCGGGUCAAAGUAAAUGUUUGUCUAACAGUGA